Molecule: messenger RNA, 393 nt
Organism: Miscanthus lutarioriparius
Lineage: Eukaryota; Viridiplantae; Streptophyta; Magnoliopsida; Poales; Poaceae
Source: the annotation of a GenBank genome assembly
AUGGCGGGGAGAGCCAACAUCCCGACCAACAGUUCUGCGCUAAUCGCCAUCAUCGCCGAUGAGGACACGGUGACUGGCUUUUUGUUGGCUGGAGUUGGCAAUGUGGAUCUGAGAAAGAAAACAAAUUAUCUUAUUGUUGAUAACAAAACAACAGUUAAACAAAUUGAAGAUGCAUUUAAGGAGUUCACCUCUAGAGAGGACAUUGCGAUUGUACUCAUCAGCCAAUAUGUUGCAAACAUGAUAAGGUUCUUGGUAGAUGGCUACAACAAACCUGUUCCUGCUAUACUGGAGAUCCCGUCCAAGGACCAUCCAUAUGAUCCAGCGCAUGACUCGGUUCUUUCUCGCGUGAAGUAUCUAUUUUCUGCUGAAUCAGUGGCCUCAGAUAGGCGAUAA